AUGGCCACCUCCAAAUCCCUGGACGCCUUGGAAAAGACACGAGAGUCUCUGAAAGAGAUCAAGAAACAGUUGCUUCCUUUUCUCCGUGAUCUUGUAGGAGAAUCGUCAGAAAAUGCAGGAGAGUCUGUUUCAAGACCGCUGACGGAGGAUGAGAAAGAAAAGAGGGCUCAAGCAUCCAUGGCCGUUGCCUUGGCCAUGGGGACCUUGCGCUACAUGGGCGCUAGAUUGAGAGGGCUGAACAAAGGAAGAACCGCUGAUGAUCCUUUGAGGAAAGAGCUGAACAAUAUGCGACAGCUGAUGGUCACGUUGCAGAAGAAACUUGACGAAACUAAGGAAAAGAAGGAAGCACCCAAGCGAAAGGCGGUUGAAGAAGAAAAGACUGUGGAAGCAACGCAGAAACCAACAGCUGAACCAACCCAGAAACCCGAGGCUAAACGACGAAAAACAUCCAAGAAAAAAUGA
Molecule: messenger RNA, 462 nt
Organism: Seminavis robusta
Lineage: Eukaryota; Bacillariophyta; Bacillariophyceae; Naviculales; Naviculaceae
Source: the annotation of a GenBank genome assembly